AUGGAUUAUUCAGCUGAUUUAAGCUAAAAGCUUUUAAGCAAGCCAUUUGGAGACAAUUAAAGCUAAAAAAGUAAUAACAGUCAUAAAACUGCAUAGCCUUACACAGUUACUAUAGAGGCAGCACUAUUUUUAUGCGGUAAUGCACACAAAUAUUAAUUUAAGGUUAUUACUUUGAUGUCUCUAACAUGUUUAGUAGCAGCAUUUUUAAAUAUGGGAUUUCCCUAUCUUUUUGAUACACCUCAAGUAGCAUGCUAUAAUUCUUCAUAGACAAAAGAAGAAGCAACUUAUUGUAGUAUUGAAAAUGCUUGCUCUGAAAAUACAAAUUAUUAUUAUCCUGAUUAAAAUUCAAACAAAUCUCUCACUGAGUAGUUCGAUUUAAUUUGUGCUGAAGAUUCUUAUGAGGGAAUUAGCGGCGCAUUAAUUUUAUUAGGUGGAUGCAUAGGAAGUUUGUACUAUGCAGAUUCUACUGAAAAAGCAGGUAGAUAAAAAGUAAUUAAAGAAUGCAUGUGGAUCAUGGCAAUAAGUUCUUUGUUGGCAACUUUUUCCAUCAAUAUUUAUAUGUUUUCUCUUUGCUUGCUCUUUUUUGGAUUAGGAUAUAGAGCCUUUUUCAAUGCAUGUAUAAUAUAUUUGACAGAAACAACUAGCAACACAAUUCGUUAGCUGGCUCCCAAUAUUUUAUCAAUAGGCUGGGCAUUAGGAUAAAUUAUCAUAGCUAUUUUGGCAAUGAUCAAUACCAGCUGGUACUAUUUCACAUUUAUAUACACAGCCAUUCCUCUAUUGGUUCUUAUUACUUUCUCCAGAACUAUUGUAGAAAGUCCCAGGUAUUUAGUUAUGAAAAAAAAAUUCUAGGAAGCGAAAGUAGCAAUAAUUUCUAUUUCAAAAAUCAAUUUCAGACCUUUGCCUGAAAACCUUAUGCUUCAAGAAGAGAUAAAAUAGUAGGCAUUCAAGAAUAAUUUAGAUAAAAUAUUAGGAGGAAAUAAAAUCAUGCAGCAAACAUAGUAAAAUCAAGGUUUAAUAUAAACAAAAGUGCAUUCCUUUAAAUGUCUUUUCGAGUAUAAUUCUCUUCGUAUAAGAACUUUCAUUUUAACAUAUUUAUGGUGCCUACUAAGUUUUGCUUACUUUGUUAGUGCAUUUGCAAUUGAGCAUUUUGCAGGAAAUAUCAAUGUUAACUUAAUUGGAAUGGGUAUUGGUGAAUUAAUUGCUUACCUCUAUUCAGGCUACAUAUCUUUGAGAUACCCAAGAAAAGAUAUCAUAAGAGGAAUUUUAUUUACUGCAGGAGUUAUCCAUUUGGCAUUUUUUGUCUUCUUAGCACUAGAUAGAACUAAUUCAUUUGUUAAGAUUAUCACUUUUGUAUCAAUAAUAGCUCUUAGAUUAGCAAUAAGUACCGGAAACUGUGUAUUUAAUGUUUAUAUUGCUGAAGUAUAUCCUACUUCCAUUCGUCACUACGCCUUUGGCUACUUCGGAUUCGCAACAAAACUCAUUGCUAUUUUUGCUCCUCCCUUUGUCUAACUUUGUGAAUCUAUUGGAACUAACCCAUUUAUUCCUUUAAGCAUAUUUUUCUUUAUAGGUAUACCCAUGUUAACUAAACUAAGAGAAACAUUUGAAUAGGCUCUUAAAGAGUAAGUAGAAGAGGAAGAAUCUGUAUUUUUAUAAAAUGAUAUCCCAUUAAUUUCUAUGGCUCAAAAACCAGUAAAUUUAAAUCGUUGA
Tetrahymena thermophila SB210 is the source of this 1707-nucleotide messenger RNA. RefSeq names its product MFS transporter. The record is from RefSeq and is a predicted model, not a curated record. Gene Ontology annotation, biological process: transmembrane transport. NCBI's taxonomy places the organism in Eukaryota, Ciliophora, Oligohymenophorea, Hymenostomatida, Tetrahymenidae. Gene Ontology annotation, molecular function: transmembrane transporter activity. The transcript has a single exon.